AUGAUGUUUCUUCAAAUUUUUAAAAUUACUACACCAUUAUCAGAUUAUCUCCAGACUCAAAAUCUUGAUUUUGUACAAGCUUAUAACCAGAUAAGUUGUACUUACACUAGUCUUAUAGAGGUAAAAGCUAAUUUUAAUGAUAUCAUGAAAGCUGCCAAAUGUUUUGUUAAUUAUUUUAAAAGUAAAAUUGAAAACCAUGAAGAUCAAAUUGAUAUUGAAAUUGAAGAAGAACUCCCAAUAAGACGUAAAAAAACUAUUAAACGCAUGUCAGGAGAACUUGCUCGCGAUGAAUAUAUUAUUGAUGAAAUAGACAGAUUUCGAGUAACGAUAUUUAAUUAUACAUUAGACACAAUUUUGAAAAGUGUAGAAACGCGAUUUUUAUUACAUAAAGAACUUUAUCUAGAAUUAGAAUGUUUUGAUCCUCGCAGGUUUAAAAGCAUAAGGGAAAAUGGUGUUCCAUCAAAUGCAUUAAAAAAAAUUUGCCAACUAUUACCCGAUAUAGAUAGAGAUAAACUUAAAGAUGAACUUGUAUCAUUUGCUACAUCAUGGCCAUUGAUUUCUAAAGCAGAUUUGCAUAAUGCAUACGAUAACUUAGAUGAAGUUAAUAUUGAAGAUGAAUGGACAGACGUCGACUUCGAUAAGCCACAAAAGUGUAAUAAAGAUAAAACAUGUAAUAUAUGUUUAAAAUGUUCCUUGCGUAUAUUAACAGAAUUUAAUAUGUACUCUAUACAAUACAAAGAACUGUAUAUUGUAUAUAAAUACCUACUUACCCUUCCUCUCACACAAGUAACGUGUGAACGUUCAUUUUCGAAGUUAAAACUUUUAAAAACAAGAUUAAGGUCCACAACUGCACAGGAAAAUUUAGAGUGUUUAUUUUUAAUGCAAUGUGAACGAGAUAUUUUAAAUCAAGUUGACGGGAAUCAUAUAAUUGAUAAGAUGUGUUCUUCAAGCCAAGAAAUGAAUCGAUUACUUUCACUCUAA
This is a messenger RNA of Melanaphis sacchari, 981 nucleotides long. RefSeq lists its product as uncharacterized. The record is from RefSeq and is a predicted model, not a curated record. The transcript has a single exon. Gene Ontology annotation, molecular function: protein dimerization activity. The coding region runs from base 1 to 981 and encodes 326 amino acids. NCBI's taxonomy places the organism in Eukaryota, Metazoa, Arthropoda, Insecta, Hemiptera, Aphididae.